Molecule: messenger RNA, 1292 nt
Organism: Vigna umbellata (rice bean)
Lineage: Eukaryota; Viridiplantae; Streptophyta; Magnoliopsida; Fabales; Fabaceae
Product: protein BIC1-like
Biological process (GO): blue light signaling pathway
Source: RefSeq, a predicted model, not a curated record
GAAAAAAAAAUCAGAUAGGCGAAGGUGAUUGGUUGAAAGGGAAGAAUGAAAGAGGCAUAGGCAUAUGUAGAGGAACGUCAACCUCACAAUCCUCCAAAAAUCAAUCAAAGGAAUGGUGCUUAUAGAAGAGGCUCUUUCUUUUUCUUUUCAUUCCAUUUUGGCAUACUUAUUAACAGUGAGGGGAGUGGGAAUUGAAACACCACACAAUAAGAAUCCCAUCUCAAACAAGACACGUACGUUUGUCACUUACCAUACAAAAGAAACUCUGUGGGCGACGUGUAAUCUAAUUUCCCACCCACUCCCUUUGCUUUAUUCCCCACACAACCUUCUCCAAUUUCAAAUCUCUUCUACACAAUUCAAACUCUCUCUCUCUCUCUCUCUCUCUCUGCAUGAAAAGAUAACAGCCAACCCUUCAUGGCUCACCGAUCCUCUGCUGAAUCUCAUGACCAGAUUCCUUCAAAGUCAUUGGACCUUAACACUCUCCAUCCAAGUAAAGAUAUCAUCAACAUGGAGGAGCAGCAGCAACAGCAACAGCAACAGCAAGACCCCUUAUUCUCCCUGAGCAAAAUUAACCGUGAUGGUAUUGAUAGAGAUAAGGGUGUUACAGAGGAAGACCCGUCUGCUUCAAAAUCCCUUCUUUGCGAGGAGGAGAAAAUGGCAUUGCAGGAGGCUGCUAAGGAAAGUAGUGUAACAGAGGGUUUAGAAGAGGAUAAUGGACGCGAGAGGCUGAAGCGGCAUAGAGUUGAAGUGGCUGGGAGGGUUUGGAUUCCUGAUAUGUGGGGUCAGGAGGAGCUGUUGAAGGAUUGGAUAGAUUGCACAGCAUUUGAUGCCCCUUUGGUUCCGAGCAGAAUCUCCACUGCACGAGAGGCUUUGGUUGAAGAGUGUACAAGAGCAAAUGCUGCAGGACUAAGAAUAGAGAACAGGGACUUGGAUUUCAAUGAUUUAUCUCUUAAUAACAGCACAACUGUAGAGGUUCAAAACACCCCAACGUUCGCAGACACCGAGAAGAGCAUCUAAACAAAAGGAUCCGAUGCAAGUACGAAAAUAUACAUUGAAAUUGAGAAGGGAGAUUAUUAUAUUAAGAAAAAAUGGAAACCAGCUGCUCCAGCUUGUCAGUAAACUCAAACAGUAUGCAAGAACAUCAUGCUAAUCUCUUCAAAAUAAAACACUGUUCAAAUAAAAACUAGAUCCAGAUAAAGAAAGUUGCGAAUACAGUUAAUAUUAUGACUGAGUGACUGGGCGUUGUCUGCAUCUAUGUUGUAAAUAAAGAAACAUUUGGCAUUGGUUUGUCA